GAAGCUUUUCUGUCACGAAACACGAAAUGUUGACUUAUUCAUCAUCACUGGAGAUGAAAGACAUGUUUUCAGCUCGACUGACUGAGUGUCUUUGUUUUACUCUCAAGACUCCAGCAUUGCGAGAAACUGAAUUAUUCAACAAGGCGACUGGUCUCCUGAGGGAAAUACGUUUGCAUCUUCUUGCAAAUUACGAACCUUGUUUGAUAAGGUCAGAUGCAAUUACGUAAGCCUGAAGACUACAGUGAUCAGUAAUAAACGAUAACAGUAAGAAUAUGAGCGCAAAGUUGUUGAACUGAUAACAUAACAAAGAUUUGGAAAAAAUGUUGAUCGUUCCAAGAUCCACAACGGCCAGGACUCACUUCGCUGCGGAAUUUUUCAAACAACGAUGACAUCUGUCAAUUGUCAGGAAAACAAAGGAGUUGAAGUUGAGUGACCACUGAUGUGAAUAAACAGACGUGACACAUUAUAUUGCUACUGAAUUUGAAUUUUGUAUCCGUUGCGAUGUGUUGUGAAUACCGUGCCGAACACUUGGUUGUCUUGGUUUUGUGCUGUUGAAUUACUGGGUUAACUCGAGCCCGCAUGAAUGCAAUCGAUUUACGUUUCACAAAAAAAUUACGAUGGAAAAUGACUGCAAAAGUAAGGAAACCGUUGAAGAUUUAUUCUUCAAAUUUAUGGACGCUCAAGAUUGUCCCGAAAUCACAAGUGCUUUUGGACAACUGGUGAAACUACUUGGUAUCAAAUCUGAUAAUCCGCGAGAAUUUUAUUCGUCACUUAAAGGAAAACUUCAAACGUGGAGGUGUAAAUCUCUUUGGGAGCUAUUAGAUAGUCGCGCUAAUCAGAAGGAAUACGGCAAAGGAAAAAUAUGCGAAGACACUCAAGUAUUAAUCAUCGGUGCAGGUCCGAUCGGCUUAAGAACAGCUAUUGAAGUUGCUUUGCUUGGUGCACGAGUUAUGAUUGUGGAGAAGAGAGAAUCUUUUGUGCGGAAUAAUGUUCUUCAUCUUUGGCCAUUUCUCCUUACGGAUUUUCGCUCACUUGGAGCUAAGAAAUUCUACGGGAAAUUUUGUUCUGGCGCUAUCGACCAUAUUAGUAUUCACCGACUUCAGUCUGUCCUCCUCAAAACUGCGCUUAUAUUUGGUGCCAAGCUAUAUACUGGUGUCACAUUCGAUGAUGUCAUCGAACCAAACUCAGUGGAGGAUGGGUGGAGGUGCAAAGUGUCCCCCGUGUCCCACCCUGUUAGUGAGUAUGAAUUUGACGUCCUCAUUGGCGCCGAUGGCAAGAAGAACGUCAUUCCUGGUUUCCAACAAAUUGAAAUGAGAGGCACGCUCGCCAUCGGUAUAACAGCGAACUUUGUGAAUCAUUACACGGAAGAAGAAGCUAACGUGGAGGAGAUUAGCGGCAUCGCGUAUCAGUUCAAUCCGCAGUUUUUUGAUGAACUGUUUAAACAGAAGGGAAUAAAGCUGGAGAAUAUUGUUUAUUACAAAGAUGAAACACAUUAUUUUGUCAUGACUGCUGGCAAAGCAAGCUUACUUAAAAGAGGAGCAUUAAAAGAGGAUUUUGGUCCUCCAACAAACCUUCUGGCACCAAGCAACAUCGAUCCCUCCAAGUUGCUAGAGUAUGUAAAAGAUGUGGUCAAAUACGCCACAAAAGGAACCCUGAGGAACUUGGAGCUGAAAAUUGUCAAAAAUAAUCAACCAGAUAUUGCUGCAUUUGACUUUACUUCAAUCAAAAAAGCUGAACACGCUGCCAGGAUCAUUGAACGACAAGGAAGCAAGUUGCUUGUGGGCUUAGUAGGCGACAGCUUAUUAGAGCCUUUUUGGCCCACUGGAUCUGGCUGCGCCCGCGGUGUUUUGAGCGCGCUAGAUGCGGCAUGGAUGAUUCGUUCAUUUGCACAGGACAAACCGCCACUGCAGAUACUCAGUGAGCGCGAGAACAUCUACCGAUUACUUUCAGGGACCAGCUCGGAGAAUCUCCACAAAGAUCACGCGAAGUAUACAAUAAACCCGGCCACCCGUUAUUUGCACAUUACACAGAAACGAAUUCGAGAAGUGUACCAUUUGUUUGACACUGAUGAUCCAGUGAACGCCGAUUUCAGUGUCGGAAGCCCUCAGAUUACCGUAUCAAACAAAGCUUCUCGUAGAAGAAGAAUCAGUACUGGUGCGAAGUAUACUUCAUCUAAAGGUCGGGCGCGAAACCGGGCAGGUACCAACUUAGAUAUUGCUACAACAAGAAUGAGAUCGACUUCGGGAUCCAGUGUGGAAAACUUAGUCUCGCACAAGCCCCUGUCAUCCACAGAAUCAGUACCACUCGACAGCCGAGUUCGCGCUAAUACGUUUGGCAGUGACGAUGAAGUGUUCAAACCAAAAACAAGGCGUGUGAGGAUAAACGAUUUACCAAACCCUUCAACUGGACGUAGUAGAAGCUCCACUGUGGGAAGUUCAGGCGAUGAACUCAAAGACACAAGGAAAAAAUCGGCGAGAAAGCGUUCUAUGACGAAGGACAAUUCGGAAAAUCAGAGAGAGAACACCCGUCGUAGAAGAGGUUUCUUUGGAUUUGGAAAGAGCAGACCUAGAAGGAAAAGCGUAGGAGAUUCGGAUUAUCAGUCUGAUAAAGACAAAAAAUUGCAGAAGAUGAAACAUGGAGAAGAGCAAGAAAGAAUAGAGGGUACAUUGAAAAGUGUUCGACCGAGAGAGGAAGAGAAGGCAGGAUUUGUGAGGGACGAUUCCUUGAAAAGUCGCCCUGCGGGAUCAUUCUCGAGAGAACAAUACACGAGAAGGUCUGCACAAGACAUAAUUCGAGAAAUGGAAGCUAGAUCCAAAGGAGACACUGCUCCAAAUGAAAAUGUAAAGAAUGAAAAGAUUGCGGGCAAAAGAUUUGACUCAAAAGGAGAAGAACUUCGCUUAAACGGUGAACUUCAGGGUGGAGGAGAGAAAGCUAGAAGGAAUAAAAAUGACAACAAGGAAAUGGAGGAAAAGGCAAAGUUCGAGAAAGAGGAUGAGAAAAAGAAGCACAAGGAGGAAGAAAAGAGGAAAAAAGAAGAAGAACGAAAGAAAAGGGAUGAGAAAAGAAAACACGAAGUAGACAAG
This is a messenger RNA of Stylophora pistillata, 3083 nucleotides long. RefSeq lists its product as uncharacterized. Lineage: Eukaryota; Metazoa; Cnidaria; Anthozoa; Scleractinia; Pocilloporidae. Gene Ontology annotation, molecular function: FAD binding. The record is from RefSeq and is a predicted model, not a curated record.